Molecule: messenger RNA, 1820 nt
Organism: Ceratina calcarata
Lineage: Eukaryota; Metazoa; Arthropoda; Insecta; Hymenoptera; Apidae
Gene: dib
Product: Cytochrome P450 302a1, mitochondrial
Exons: 8
Molecular function (GO): monooxygenase activity; oxidoreductase activity, acting on paired donors, with incorporation or reduction of molecular oxygen; iron ion binding
Source: RefSeq, a predicted model, not a curated record
UAUAGUCUCGUGUCCGAAAUCGACCCCAACCGGUUAUUCACUGUCUCACGUCAGUUAUGUAUAUCAACAAUAAAUCUAUACACAAGUUCAACAUUAAUUAUAAAUAAUUCGCAAAUCUAUAGAUUCCUUAAUUCAUUCAUUAACAACAUUUAAUUUAUCACAAAUAAUCAAUGGAGCUCUAAACAAUAUAUUUUUAAAACAAUCCAUAAAUCAUUACAGUAUCUGUAUUUUUUUUUUAAUAAAAUAAAUCCACCAGUAAAUGAAAAAACUGAAAUACAUUAUUUAUCAUUAAUCAAGAAUUUAUUCAUUUUUGUGCAAUGUACUCGAGGAGGUACGUGUUUGUGAAAAGGAAGAGGAUGUGCAAGUUCUAUUCUGAUAACGUGAAAGUUGAAAUCGAGAAAGAAAAAUGUGAAGCAAAACCGUUUAGUGAUAUACCUGGCCCAAAAUCCUUCCCAAUCAUCGGGACGUUUUACAAAUAUUUACCCCUGAUUGGCGAGUACAGUUUCACAAAUUUGUACGACACUGGCAGGAAACGAUUAAAACAAUUCGGGCCGCUGGUACGUGAAGAAAUCGUACCAAACGUGAACGUGCUAUGGGUCUUCAGACCAGAGGACAUAGCUGAGAUAUUGAAAGCAGAAUCGGGUCUCCACCCAGAACGGAGAAGUCAUUUAGCUCUGCUCAAGUACCGAAAAGACCGGAAACAGAUUUACAACACUGGAGGAUUGAUAGCCACAAAUGGGCCAGAAUGGUGGAGGAUACGAAAGGAAUUUCAAAAAGUGACCAGCAAACCGCAAAACGUGAUCAAUUAUUUACAAGAAACGGACCAAGUCGUUCAGGAAUUCGUCGACUUGUGUGGAAAAGAGAAAUUCGCCGACUUGUUGCCAAUUCUGUCUCGCUUGUACCUCGAAUUGACAGGCUUGGUCGUUUUCGACGAGAGAUUGAACAGUCUCUCGAAGGAAGAACGACGGCCUGAUACGACGAGCUCGAAAUUGAUUAAAGCCGCUAUUACGACGAAUAGCGCUAUUCUCAAAUUGGACAACGGAUUGCGACUCUGGCGAUAUUUCAACACGCCAUUGUACAAAAAAUUAGAGAAUGCUCAGUCCUACAUGGAAUCGGUAGCGUUAGACUUGGUAUCUCGCAAGAAGAUAGAUGCGAAAUCGAGGCAGAAUAAGUCAUUGCUAAACGCUUACUUCGAGAACCCUGCCAUUGACAUUAAGGACAUCGUUGGCAUGGCUUGCGACAUGCUACUCGCUGGUAUAGACACAACGACUUACAGUACAGCUUUUUGCCUGUAUCACCUCGCGAGAAACGAGCACGUUCAAGAGAAAUUGCGAUCUGAGGCUGAACGCUUGUUAACUUGUGCCGAUCAACCGUUAACUGCGGACGCUAUACGGAACGCGUCUUAUACAAAGGCCGUGAUAAAAGAGAGUCUCCGGUUGAACCCAAUAUCCGUGGGCAUUGGCCGAAUUUUACAAACCGACGUCGUUCUCAAUGGCUAUCUGGUACCAAAAGGGACCGUCGUCGUGACGCAGAAUCAAAUUAUUUGUCGCCUCCCUGAAUAUUUUGACGAGCCCGACUCGUUUAUACCGGAACGGUGGCUGCGCGAUCAGUCGGAAGGUGAUGAACGAUUGAAUCCUGGUAAAUCGGUUCAUCCCUACGUUCUGCUACCGUUCGGUCACGGGCCUAGAUCUUGCAUUGCAAGACGUUUCGCGGAACAAAACAUGCAGGUCUUAUUAUUGAGGAUAUGUCAGAGGUUGAAGUUUCGGUGGGAUGGGAAUGAACUCGGCAUGACGUCCGUUUUGAUUAAUAAACCGAACGCU